CACGACUGUGCAGAUGUUCCUGGGCUCUGGGCCCCAAGGACCUGCCUACAGCUGGGGGAGGACUGCAGGACUCACACAGUGCUUGGCCUGAGCCACGCAAAAGAGAAUGGAGGCUGGAGCCAAGGGCUCCGGGGGAGUGGACUCCACUCUGGUCGGGACCCAAGGCACCGGCGCCGCCCAGACACUGUGAGCUGGGCUGGGCCUCAGAUGGCAGCCGGCCGGGGAGGUGCCGGCGUGGGAAGGGCUUUAAAUCCUGCCGCCAGACCCGGGCGUGGGAGAGGCGGAGAGGGCCAGCCACCAUGGGUCCCUGUGGCCUCCAGGCGCUGCUGCUGCUGCCUCCACUGCUGCUGCUGGUCACCACAGGCCCCGCUGCGGCCCUCAAGGAGGAUGAGAGACAGCUGAUGGUCCAGCUACACAACCUCUACCGCGCCCAGGUAUCCCCGCCCGCCUCGGACAUGCUGCGGAUGCGGUGGGACCCGGAGCUGGCCGCCUUCGCUAAAGCUCACGCCCAGAAGUGUGUGUGGAGCCACAACAAGGACCGCGGGCGGCGGGGCGAGAACCUGUUCGGCAUCACGGACGAGGGCCUGGACGUGCCGCUGGCCGUGGAGGAAUGGCACCGAGAGCGCCAGCACUACAACCUCAGCGCCGCAUCCUGCGCCGCGGGCCAGAUGUGCGGCCACUACACGCAGGUGGUCUGGGGCAAGACCGAGAGGAUCGGCUGCGGCUCCCACUUCUGCGAGACGCUCCAGGGAGUGGAGGAGAACAACAUCCACCUUCUGGUGUGCAACUACGAGCCCCCGGGGAACGUGAAGGGCGAGAGGCCCUACCGGGAAGGGACGCCGUGUUCCGAGUGUCCCCCAGGCUACCGCUGCGAGAACGCCCUGUGCGAACCCAUCAGAGCCCCGGAAGAGGAGCAGGACUUGCCUCCCCUGUUGACUGAGGUCCCACCCACCGUGAGGGCUGAAGCCUCGGACCCUGGGAAAACCCUCACUCGUUCCCUAGCAACAGAGAGGCCUCGCUCCUCGCCUAGCUUCUCCGUGCCCAGGGUCUCGGGUUCCCUAGCAACGAUGGCCCUGCCCGCGGUAGGAACAAAAGUCCCACCUUCCUUAGCAACGGAAGAGCCCGUCUCCAUGGCAAUAGAGACUCUACCUUCCCUAAGCUCGGCGGUCCCUUCCGUUUCGGCCACUCCCACCCUACUUUCCUCGAAGGAUGGGCCAGGGGUCCUUCCCGGAUCCACCCGUGUUCCUGUCCUGAGAGCUACCGAAGAGGUAGCCCCCAAGACAAGCGCAUCCCCCGCGAGACCAGAGAGCUCUCGGAAUCCCAAGGGGGAGCUCCUGCCCCUUGCCCUGGACGAGGUGGAGGCGGAGGCGGAGUUGCCCCCUUCCAGUGAGGUCUUGGCCUUCAUUCCGCCAGCCCAGGGAGAGGCUGAGGCGGAAGCCGAGUUGCCUCCUCCCAGUGAGGCCUUGGCCACAGUUUUUCCAGCCCAGGCCAAGCCAGGUGAGCUGCAGGCCACACUGGACCGCCCGGGGCACGCCAAGUCCCUGCCCAGUCUCCCCAGUGACUCUGCCUCUGACACUGCCAAGGCUGGGCGGACCCUGGCUCUGCACUCCUCCUUCCCAGGUGCAGAGGGCCCUGAGAGCCCUGGCGGGGAGCCGAGGCAGAGCACCGGCCACGCGAGGACCCCCGCCCUGGGAUUACUGCUGCUGGCUCCCCUGCUGUGGGCUGGACUCCUGUGAAGGGGACACCACUCUGCACGAGGCCUGGUGGGCGGACCCAGGCUUCACGCCCACUCUGGACUGUCUUCCUCCAAUGAGAGGCCACAGCUCCCUGGGCAGGUCCUGCUCUGUGGCCUGGCAGCCCCCUUCACCCCAGCUCUGGCCAAGUUCGAGGCACCAACCUUGUCCCCUGGGGAAGUCACCCGCGGCUGGCUGCAGGCUGUUCUGAGCAGCAUCCCGGGACACAUGUCCCUGGUCUCGCUGUCCUGUGGCCACGGGACUGCGCUCCCAGGCUUCCCAGAACAACCUGGCUCCGACAAGCCCCAGGCCCCUUCCCCCACGCACCAAGCCCAGGCCUGUCCCCAGUGCCUCCUGCCUUCCCAGUGCAGAGCCCCACAGCCCGGACACCGUCUCCCUAGCCACGUCCCCGGCCCCUCCAACAAGCUUCUUGGCCCGAGGUGUGUGAGGGGCAAAGGCUGCCGGCAUGGGGACCUGGACCCUUCCUGGCGCCCGCACCCGAGUCCUCGCUGGGGGUACUGAGGGACAAGGCCCACUCGAGUGAGGUUCUAGGGAAGGGAGGCAGGGACCAGGGAGGGCAGCAGCCCUGACUCCUGAAUAAAGCCUGUGCGAGAGCCUGGA
This is a messenger RNA of Heterocephalus glaber (naked mole-rat), 2354 nucleotides long. RefSeq names its product peptidase inhibitor 16 (gene Pi16). Gene Ontology annotation, cellular component: extracellular region. The record is from RefSeq and is a predicted model, not a curated record. NCBI's taxonomy places the organism in Eukaryota, Metazoa, Chordata, Mammalia, Rodentia, Bathyergidae.